CCUUUUUUUUGGUUGUCUUCCUCUUCAUAGUUUAUAGAGCUCUCUCGUCUCUCCGUUUUCCAAACUAAGAAAAUCAAAACAGAAGAAAGUAUGACUAGUUACUACGCACAGCCACCGCCUCCCGUCGGCGUUCCUCCCCCCCAGGGUUAUCCACCGCAAGGAUAUCCUCCGAAGGACGCUUAUCCCCCGCAAGGAUAUCCACCGCAGGGCGGUUAUCCACCUGCCGGUUAUCCUCCGCAGGGAUACCCGCCUCCGCCGCCGUAUGGUCCGGCGUACGGUCAUCAUCCUCCUCCGCAACAUCAAAACCAAAAGAAAGAAGUUGGAUUCGUCGAAGGCUGUUUGGCUGCGCUUUGUUGCUGCUUUAUGUUGGAUGUUUGCUUUUGAUUGAUGAACACAAUGUAUAAGGAGGGAGGGGUUGCUUUUUGAUUGAUGAAAUUGCCUACACAAUUUGAACUUAAAUCUUCAUCAUCUUCAUUUUUCUUUCUUUGUCAGUGUGUAAUAUCCAAUCCAUUGUUUCUAUAUCCUCAUUUGUAACUUAUUAUUGCUUUCGCCAAAACAAUAUGUUAUACAUUUUUAACAUUUAAUUAUUAAUUCUCUCUAUUUUUGUUUUGGAUUGAA
Cucumis sativus (cucumber) is the source of this 618-nucleotide messenger RNA. RefSeq names its product cysteine-rich and transmembrane domain-containing protein WIH2. The record is from RefSeq and is a predicted model, not a curated record. The transcript has 3 exons. The coding region runs from base 91 to 384 and encodes 97 amino acids. NCBI's taxonomy places the organism in Eukaryota, Viridiplantae, Streptophyta, Magnoliopsida, Cucurbitales, Cucurbitaceae.